AUGACCACUCGAACCUCGCCCAAUAUUAUUAUCACAGGCACGCCUGGUGUCGGAAAGACCACUCAUUGCGAGAGUCUUGCUGAACGAACUGGACUGCGUCACAUCUCGGUCAACCAAGUUGUGAAGGAUAAGGAAUGCCAUGAGGGAUGGAGCGAUGAGUUUCACAGCCUGAUGGUGGACGAAGACAAGUUACUCGAUGCUAUUGAGGAUGAUGUCAAGGCUGGCGGGUGUAUCAUCGACUGGCACGCCUGUGAUCUUUUCCCCAAGAGCUGGAUCGAUCUAGUUGUAGUUCUGCGUGUCGAUUCUUCAACACAUUACGAUCGUCUUGCAGCGAGAAACUACCCUGAGUCCAAACUCCAAGAAAACAUUGAUUCUGAGAUCAUGGAGGUUCUUCUACAAGAGGCCCACGAAGCUUUUGACCCGGAAAUUGUGAUUGAGUUGACAAGCAACACAUCUGAUGAGAUGGAUACGAAUGUUGAUCGCAUAAUUGGCUGGAUCGAUCAGUGGAAGAAGGAUAACAGCGACGAAUAG
Messenger RNA from Fusarium sp. VM40, 531 nucleotides. NCBI's taxonomy places the organism in Eukaryota, Fungi, Ascomycota, Sordariomycetes, Hypocreales, Nectriaceae. The record is from the annotation of a GenBank genome assembly.